This is a messenger RNA of Tigriopus californicus, 9573 nucleotides long. It is a transcript of the gene Ten-m, whose product is annotated as teneurin-m-like. The transcript has 20 exons. Gene Ontology annotation, biological process: motor neuron axon guidance. The record is from RefSeq and is a predicted model, not a curated record. Lineage: Eukaryota; Metazoa; Arthropoda; Copepoda; Harpacticoida; Harpacticidae. Bases 580 to 8580 code for a protein of 2666 amino acids.
CUUGACUAUCCUCUCGCCGUUCUCGUGUUUUCCCGUGUCUUCUUGGAGCUCUUCUCGAUUUCGGUUUCACUGGAUGGAGUCGUUCAGUUCUCGUCGAGGAGCGUGUUGUGUUUGAAAGAGAGAAGUAGUAGUGAGUGCCAGAAAAGCGAGAGAACCAGAACCAGUCAAGCAAGUGCUGGCUGGAACCACGGAACCACGGAACGUAGCCGGUGUUUUCUUCCUCUCCUUUGGCUUUACAACCAAGGCCAGGCCGAGUGGAGAGAACCACCAAGUUUCUACGAACGACAAGGACAAGGUCAUUGUCUGAACAAGUCCACCAAUACUCGACAGUGUCCAGUCUCAAAAUAAACUGAAGGCUCCUUUCCUUUGAAAGUUUGAGUGUCAGUGCAGAUAUUUCGAAUAUCAUAGUGACCCGCGUUCUAAAAGACCCAGAUAAUAAUUGAUCGGCGUUGGCCAACGGUGAAAAUCACUCAAUUCUUGCGAAGGAUGGUAAAGGCUCAUGCAAGAGCCUUGGCAUAGCCGUGAAGAUGACGAUUUGGUAAAGGAGUUUAACGAUAGCUGCUGCUUUGUUUCGACACCAUGGAAAACGAUUAUCACAGUCCCUACGAUCACCAUGAUGAUCAGGAGAGCGACCACCUCAAUCAUUACGAGGCCCCGACUUGUUUGGCCAGAAAUCCGUCGGGAUCUCUCUACAUCCCCUCAGAUCCUUUGGUGGGUCAGACGACGCUAGACAGUCGCCUUCGAACGGCCACUAACUUUGAUACCUAUAGUCCGCAUCAUCAAAUGACCAUGACUGCCUCGGGCCACCACUUGACGCAAAGUAAACUGCUCAAUGGAUCACCUUGUCGCUCCCCGGCGGCCACCUCAGGUGCGGAUGGGAGCUACAGUAAGUCAACCCUGCCCAGUUACACAUCUCAAAGGCUCCUCGCCGGAGGUGGAGGCGCCUUGAGUUCCCACGUCAAUGAUGGCACAACCAGAACCAAUGGUGGCAUUGGUGGGAAUAGCAAUAACCCUUUACUUCAUCAAAGUCUUGUCAGAAGAUCGUCACCCAACUCCUCCAGCCAAUAUAGUCAACAUUGGCGGAUGAAGAAGGACCUUGGAGGGAACUGCUCGUGGAAGUUUGCAGCCAUCCUCUUCAUGCUCCUGUCAGUCAUUUUGGUGUCCGCUCUCAGCUACACUACAGUAUCCAGCUAUUUGAACUAUUCCUAUGAUCACGCCAAGGCAUGUGCCGUGAUAGAGACCUCGUCGUCAAAUCUGGCCUCGGUGGCCUCCACUGGUGACCCGGAUGAAGAAAUCUUCUCAGAAUUGGGAUACCAAUCAGACAAGUCUGGAACCACUCAAAGAGCCACGGCUCUAUCACAUCAACGUGCUUCCCUCCCGCCCGAUGGCUCCACCUUCGCUCACCUCGUUCUUGGAGAGAAACAAAGUCAAGUCAUUCCUGCCUACAGUUAUUGGAACUUUCAAUUCCAGCAAAAGGCCUCUGUGUAUGUUGAAUUUGAUAUCGAAGUUCCUCGUGGGUCUUCCAUUGGUUUGUACGCCCGUCGCAAUGCCAUUCCCACUUUGACCUUGAAUGACGUCAGAGACGUGUUUGCUGGGUUUCGAGGACGUUCAGCUAGAGAGAGCUCGUCUUCAUCCACGGCCUCGCCCACGGUCACGCAUACUGCAAACUACUACCUUGAAUCAGGUCAUUGGUUCAUGUCCUUCUACAACGACGAUGGACAACCCAGAAGAGUUGGGUUUCAGGCAGAAGCUUCGGAUGAGUUAACGCGAAACUGUCCCAAGGGCUGCUCCGGUCACGGCGAGUGCGUCUUAGGCCAAUGCCAAUGUCAACCUGGAUUUGAUGGACCAGACUGCGGACAAAGUAUUUGUCCUCUUCUAUGCACCGGCAAUGGAGAGUACGAGGAUGGUCAAUGCCGAUGCUAUCCUGGCUGGAAAGGACUUGAAUGUCAAUUGCGACAUGACGAGUGUGAAGUGGCGGACUGCAAUGGACACGGAAAAUGCGUCAAUGGUCAAUGCAAUUGUGCCCGGGGAUUCCGCGGAGACCAUUGUCAAGAGACCGACUGCUCGGAUCCUCUUUGCUCCAAUCACGGAUUCUGUGUGGAGGGAUCUUGCGUCUGUCGAAAAGGGUGGCGAGGCUUGAACUGCGACCAGUUGGAUCAUGAAGCCCGUCAAUGCUUGCCCGAUUGUUCAAGUCACGGCGAAUUUGAUCUUGAGAGCCAAAAAUGCGUUUGCCAUGGACCCUGGACCGGAAGAGAUUGCUCCAAAGAGAGAUGUAAUCUGGACUGCGGACCUCAUGGAUCUUGCGAAUCUGGUCACUGCAUUUGCCAAGUCGGCUGGGAAGGCAACCGCUGCAACGAGAAGCAAUGCGAUGCCCGCUGCAAGGAUCACGGUGUUUGUUCCAACGGAACCUGUCUUUGCACUAAUGGCUGGAACGGAAAACACUGCACUCUGGAAGGCUGUCCGAAUAACUGCAAUAGCCACGGCCAAUGCAAGACUAAUCAGGCCUCGAUGGAAUGGGAAUGCUUGUGUGAGUCCGGAUGGUUCGGGCCUGGUUGCAACAUUUUCAUGGAACAGGAUUGCUCAAAUGAUAUUGACGACGAUCAGGAUGGCUUAAUGGACUGCGAGGACCCGGAAUGCUGUGAGAGCCCCGUCUGCAAGAAGAGCCAAUUGUGCCACACCGUGCCACAGCCGAUUGAUAUCCUACUCCGAAAACAGCCUCCAGCUAUCACGGCCUCGUUUUUCGAGCGGAUGAAGUUCAUCAUCGAGGAUAAGGGACUCCAAAGCUACGUCCAAAGAGCCGGCUUCAACGAGAGUCUAUUCUGGAGUCAAUUUUCUGAUCGUCGGGCUGCGGUUGUUCGCGGUCAAGUGUUCACGCCUUCCGGAAUGGGUCUGAUUGGGGUGCGUGUCUCAACCACGUUGCCGAAUGAAGGCUUCACCAUGACCCGGGAUGAUGGCUGGUUUGAUCUCAUGGUGAAUGGCGGUGGCUCCGUGAUGCUUCAAUUCGGACGAAAUCCCUAUCCUCCUCACAAGUUGAAUAUCUUUGUUCCGUGGAACGAAGUGAUCGUUCUCGACCCGGUCGUCUUGGGGCAAGCUAGUGGGGGAUCAAAAGGAAUUGCCAAUGAGAAUAUUCCAACCAUCGGCCAUGGCAGACCGAAAGCCACCACCUGCCGGGAACAUGAUUUCUCUACCAUGAAACCGUUGGUUUUAGCCUCCUGGAAGAAUGGCUUUCAGGGCCAAAUUCCGGACCAAAGCGCUGUAAUCUUGGAGACUCGAGCCAUUCAAGAAAGUCUGGCCAUCCCUGGCUCGGACAUGUUUUUGGUGUAUCAUUCAGCCCGAAGCAAAGGCUACAUGUCCAUCAUUCAACUGCAACUCACCCCGGAUGUCAUUCCACCCGCCUUGGUCAAGGUCCAUGUGAAGAUAACCAUUGAAGGGGUGGUCCACGAAAAGCUCUUUGAGGCUGAUCCAAAUAUCCAAUACACCUACGCGUGGGACCGCCUCAACGAAUACCGCCAACGGGUUUAUGGGAUUACGACAGCCAUUGUGAAAGUUGGCUACGAAUACAAAAACUGCGAGUCUCUGAUAUGGAACAUUCAAACAACGAAAAUGAGCGGCCAUGUCAUGGACAGCUCUGAUUUGGGUGGAUGGGAGUUGAAUGUUCAGCACAAAUACAAUUUCCACGCCGGGAUCUUGCAAAAAGGCGAUGGCCACACAGUCUACCUCAAGUACAAGCCACAUGUCGUGACGACGGUUAUGGGCAAUGGAGAGCAACGAUCCAUUGAUUGCAACACCGAUGCGUGUGCCAAUGGCGAGGCCAGCAAGCAAAAGCUCCUUGGACCGAAAGCCCUGGCCUCGGCUGCGGAUGGUUCGGUUUUCGUGGCGGAUUAUGAUCUCAUUAGGCGGAUUACUCCGGAUGGGGAAAUCACAUCUUUGCUCAAGCUCAACACUUCCAGGGUCUCAUAUCGUUAUCACAUGGCCCAUUGUACUUACAAUUACGAACUGGAGAAAAAACAGACGCUCUACAUAUCUCAACCCGAGUCUCAUCAAAUCAUUCGAAUGAAGCGAGUUCCACUUGGCAAGGCUGCCGCAGCCUUAUCUCCCUAUGCAUUGGAGGAGGAUCUGGCCAUCAACCCCGAAGAGUUGGAUUCAAAUUGGGAAGUGUUCAUUGGCAAUGGAGAGCGAUGUCUUCCGGGCGAUUCUGAUCACUGUGGAGACGGAGGAAAAGCCGAGAAUGCCAGAUUGGCUUAUCCUAAAGGUAUUGCCGUGGCUGCCGAUGGUCGUGUUUUCGUCGCUGAUGGGAGCAAUAUACGCAGUGUAGAUGAGAAUGGAAUUAUCACCACUUUAAUCGGCCAUCAAUAUCACCGCUCCAAUUGGAAGCCCUUACCUUGUGAAGGUGCCAUAUCCAUCCGGGACGUGCAACUAAAUUGGCCCACGGAAUUGGCCAUCAGCCCAUUGGAUAACUCGCUCCAUCUGAUCGACGAUAACGUUGUUCUCAAAGUGACUCACGAUGAUCGAAUCUCGAUCGUGGCGGGACGACCUCUUCAUUGUCCACCUCCACCUAAAUCUAAAGAUGUCGACGAUUUGGCCACUAGUGCCACCCUCGUGGAACCCCAAUCGAUCUCAUUUUCUCCGAAUGGCGAUCUUUUCAUCGCCGAGAGCGAUUCACAACGCAUCAAUCGCAUUCGACGAGUGUCAACGGACGGAAAAAUCUCUACGUUUGCCGGAAAGGACUCGAAAUGCAACUGUCUAGACAUCUCGUGCCUAUGCUUCGAGAGCGAUCAAUUCCUGGCUGCCAAAGUCAAGUUCAGUGCCAUCAGUGCCAUCACCUGCGCCCCCGAUGGCGUGGUGUAUAUUGCGGAUCAGGGGAACUACCGUUUACGAGCCAUCAGUUCGAGUCUCCCGCCCGAGCACUCCGACGGAGUCUUUGAGGUCCCGGAUACAGAUGCCCAAGAGAUGUACAUUUUCAACAAAUUUGGCCAACACGUUCUCACUAAGGACAUCAUGACAUCCAAUAUCCUGUACAAAAUGACGUACUCCCAAGCCACUUCCAAUGGAAAACUCACGUCUGUGGCUGAUCCUGCAGGUAGAACUCUGACCAUCAUGCGAGACUACAGAGGGAAUGCCAAUGCAUUGCAGACCUCGAACGGGCUCAAGAACACGCUCAAAAUGUCACAUGUGGGCUAUCUGGAGAGUUUCGAAACCCCGUCCAAGUAUCAGGUGGAAUUCAAAUAUUUGCGACCCCAAGGUCUUUUGAAAAGCAAGCUAGACAGCCAAGACAAGGCUUACGUAUAUGAAUACGAUCAGUACGGGCGACUGAUCAUGUCGAUCUCGCCCACGGGACAAACCGUUUCCCUCGCGUUCAAUCUCACCUCUACGGGGGGAGCCAUCACUGUUGAAAAGGAUGGAGAGCGAAGUCAAAUAUUGCGUUUAAACGAGGAUCUUGUGGUUUCCACCUUGGGUGAGCAGGCGACGGAGGUGAUUUCGAUAGGCGCGGACAAAACAUUGACUGACAAGACUUCAUGGUCGCAAACCACCACUUUGGGAACGAUUCCACAUCCGGUGAUUGCUGUCUCUGAUCCAGUUAUGGGCGACUCGUUUCCUAUGGUGGGCGAACAGCUCACGUAUUUGGGGACAAACCUCGUGAACAAAUUGAACUGGGAGUACUUACUGGCAACUAAUGGCCAUAACGGCCAAAUGAUGGGCAUCAAGAAGACGCUGAAGGUCAACGGAGAGAACCUCCUGACCAUUUUCUUUGACAAAUUGCAGCGUCGCGAGGUAUUUUACUCGGGCACAAAGAGCGAGCUCAUUGAAGUACGAUACGAUAGCUUAUCUCGACCCAUUAGAUGGGAGCCCCUGGCUGGUGGCUUUAGUCCAGUUGACUUGGGUUACGACCGCUUUGGACAUUUGAAUAAGUGGUCUCGAGGCCAAGUGAGCGAGGAAUACACCUUCGAUAAGGCCGGUCGUUUGAACUCGAUUCAACGCGGUAAUGCCACGCUUUUGACUUACCACUACGCCGAGGCCUAUCUGGGCUUACCCAACUCGAUCUCCACUGGGCAAGGGUCAAAAUUCAUUUUGGAUUACGAGGACAAGACCGGGGGUCUGAAGAGUAUUCAAACCCCAAGAGGCCAUUUCCACUCGUUUCGUCUGCGACCCGGGCCUGGCUUUUUGCGAUUCCAGUACCUUUCUCCUUGGAGCGAACAACAUUAUGAGAUCCUCUUUGACUCGGAAGGGAAGAUAAGAAAAAAGGUCUUCCCGGGAGUAGGAAAUGAGGCCGUCUAUUUCUUUUACAACCCCUCCGGAUCGGUCAAGCAGUACAUCUGCGGUGAUAUUGAGUCCACGUUUGACUAUGACGAGGACACCGGCAAUUUGGACACUGUGGUCACAAGACAAGGACAUGGUUUCGACUUAAAGGCCAGAUUCAAGUACCAUGGCGGCUUGCUCAAGGAGCAAAAGCUUCGUUUCACGGGUGGGUUCCCCGACUUGGAGAAUGCCAUUUUCCGCCACCAAUAUGACGGUUUUGGCCGCCCAUCGACCAUGAUCGCGACCAUUGGAAGCCAGGACCAGCAAGAAUCGUGGCCCACCGUGUACAACGCGAACACUGGUCUGUUGGAAAAUAUGGGCAAGAUUCGCGUCUCGAGACCCUCGCCCAACAAGACCAUGCUCCAAGAUAACAAUAACAACUACUUCAAAUCCGUGGAACGCGAUGAGAACAACCGAUUGCAGCGUAUCACCUUUGGCCUCAGGCGAAGAGAGAUGCUCUCAAUUCACUUGAGUUAUGAUAGUCAAAACCGAGUGAGCCAACGGAGGAUCAUGAAUCAAGAAGGCCGUCCCAGUGAAGAGAAAUUCUCCUUCUCCCCCGAUGGACAUUUGCUUCAAGUUUGGGGACCAGACAAUUUUGAUUAUCGCUACGACGCCAACGGCAAUUUGAUCGGCGAAGGCAGUUCAAGGGGACCGAAAGCCAUCCAAUAUGAUGCUGGGGAUCGAGUGGAAAGGAUCGAUACGAGUACCCGCGUCAUUUACGACCCCAAAGGGUUUGUCGGUCAGGUCGGAGAUCAUGAAAAGUUUUGGCAUGAUGCAAGUGGAAAACUCAUUCAAUACUUGGUCCUGGAUAAAGAAGCCACAGCUGGCACCCGGGUCUCUUUCUUUUAUGACUAUUUGGGACGUCUGGUGGCUUGGCAAGACACACGAGGUCAUAUCCAGCAAUUCUUCUAUGCCAAUGUGAAGAAUGAGCGGGAAUUAACUCACGUCCACCAUCCGAAAUCCGGGCUAACUCAAAGGCUUCUCUACGAUGAAAACGGUCAUCUCAUCGCUCUGAAAGCUGGAGAGCAGAUGCUUUUUGUGGCCACUGAUCAAAUGGGCUCACCCAUUCUCGUUUUCUCGGAGGACGGCACCGUCCUCAAGGAGAUCGAGUACUCGCCGUUCGGCACAACUGUCAAGGACACUAAUCCCGGAAUGAUUCUCCCAUUGGGUUUCCACGGGGGCAUUGCUCUGCCUCAUUCCAAGUUUCUGUUCAUGUCUGAGGGUCGCAUCUAUCAUCCCGAAUUGUUGCAAUAUCUCAAUCCAGAUUGGGAAAGUCUGCAAGGCGAUUUGACCAAUCCCCUGGCUUUGUUCGUUUAUCGCUUCAGGAACAACGACCCCAUCAAUCCUGCUCUCCAUUUGAACUACAUGACCCACAUUGAAGAGUGGAGCAAGCUCUUCGGCCUAGAUCUCGAUAACAUCUUAGACUCAAGUCAACGUGGGUACAAGGAAAUCAAUUCCCUAGCCCUCCUUCGCAGCGAAAUUCUACCCAGCCUUAUGUCAUCCGACCUGCGCGUGAUCACGGGCAUGGCCCAAGCUUUGACCCGCGCCCGUGAAUCGAUGCCCAAGAUCAGCUUUAUCAAGACGUUCGAUUCGGUCUCCACGCCCAUGCCGAUACUACUCAAUGCUCGAAUUGCCAGUAAACCCAUGGCGUUUGGACGCGGGUUCUUGCUAUCCGUGAUAGACGACAUCAGUGUGGUUCACGUGGUCGAAGGUGUCCAAGGCGUGGUCCAGAAGAUCUUCGAAUCCGUGCUCAAUGGAACGGGGUAUUUGGAUUCGUCGUUCCUCCAAUCGGCCGAUAAGAGCGUGUAUUACUUCGCCACCACGGCUGAUAGUCAGUUAGCCAUUGACCGGGAAACUGUGAAUCGUUUGGCGGGAGAAUACGAUGUGGCAGUGCGUGACGUGGAUAACAACGACAAGGAUUUGAAAAUCGACAAUUCCGAGCUGGUGGUGCACGUCAUUUAUGGCCAGGCCAUUGUCCGCCAUCGCGAGAACAUUCAGAAAGACCAAAGUGGUCUGGCCUCGCAAUUAGCUUGGACGAGAGAAAAGAGCCUUAUUCAAGCAGGCUUCAGCGGAGUGGGCGAUUGGACCAAAGGCCAGAAGGCAGAGUUAGUGAUGGGACAUCGGAUUCGUGGCUUCACGGCGGUAGAGAUUCAUCCACGCAAUCGCUACCCGGAUUUGGUGAGAGAUGCGUCCAAUUAUUUCUUCGUUUCCAACGGCAACAAUGGCGAGAGCAUCAGCGGUCAUCGACGAAAAAGUCGGCAUGGAAAAACGAGAAAGCACUAACUAAUGUUCGAUGGAUCGAAAUGAAAAAGAUGAAGGAAAAGAGGAAUCUGGAUCGACUAACGCACUCCAAAACGAAUGCUCAAAGAAUCAAGCACUAAAAGAGAUAUCAAAAAGUCCCCCAAAGACUGGGAAGAGCGCCUCUCUUCACAGGCCAAAACCAAGACAAGAACCGGACAAGUGAAAAGUCCGACCGAAAGCAGAGACUUGUAAAUUACUGUGAUAAAUCCGAGAUUCCCGCGUAAGAAAACCAGAAGACAAAGACAAUUACAAAGAUGUCGAAAAUUAUCUAACUAUCAUGAUACCGUGCAACCAGACUGCCCCGCAAUCCCACCCAGAACUCAAUUGGAACACUCAGUCAACCCCUCAAAAUGAUCCAAAACCCGGAAGGAUUGCAAGUAGCCAACGCGGGACAAGGAGGAAUCAUGUGUUGCAAAGAAAAAAAGAUGUUUAUGUUUUAUUGUUGAGGCUGUGAUAUUUUAUUACCACUUUGACGAAUCAUCAUCCCCCCUAUACCCUUGUCUACUACUACAACUAGUUACCCCACCUUUAUCCAACUGUUAAUGCUCCCGAAUUCGCUUCAAUGAGCGAGCCGCAACUUGAAUCUCGGCACAAAUUCUGUCGAAGCCCCUCCUUCACUCACAUUAGGCGUAUUCGACUCUCGCUCGUGUACUAUCAAAUAUCUGUAAGUGUUUCCUGUCCACUUUUAUGUUUGAACAAUAGCCUCUAUGAUCGUCAUUUGGUGCGUGUCGUGUUCUAGCCAGAUGCGGUUGGAUCCCAUCGUAAAUAGAGAGAAAGGCCACCAACACCUUGGUCCGAAGGGUUGAUGCCACCGUGGAUUUGGUGGUGCACGUCGAUUAAAUUGAUAAGACUCGUGCCACUCUCCUGGAUGGACCUAUUAAUACAACAACAGCUACUACUACAUUAUUACUACGCGUGUAUUACAAACCCAAAUGUCGCUACUCGAUUGAGCGGAAAUAAACGUAUUGAGAGAAA